Molecule: messenger RNA, 1927 nt
Organism: Oncorhynchus tshawytscha (Chinook salmon)
Lineage: Eukaryota; Metazoa; Chordata; Actinopteri; Salmoniformes; Salmonidae
Exons: 5
Coding region: 135-980 (281 amino acids)
Molecular function (GO): DNA binding; POU domain binding
Source: RefSeq, a predicted model, not a curated record
UUCCAUAAAAGUUUCCAGAGGUGGAAAAGGCUUGUCUUUAGUAGGAUUUUGAUCAUAGGUACAUCUUCACUUUCACUGGAAUAGAGGACUGGCUUCCUCAGUUGUUGUAGUACCAGACCUGAAACUGCAGCAUCAUGGAAACCGAGUAUUCUAAAAGGGCCUAUCAAGGGGUUAGGGUCAAGCACACAGUGAAAGAUUUACUGGCAGAAAAACGACAAAGACAAACAAAUGGACCAAGAUAUAGUGGAGGAACAUCCAGUCAAUCGUCAUUUGUCCAAAUGCCAGGGUCUCACAUGAUCCCUGGCUACUACAGCAUGAGGCGACCCUUCAUCUCUGACUCGGACUUCUCCCCCAAGCAGUUUUCAGCCGAUGUCUACUCCUCAUCCCUUGGGGGCAAGCCUCUGGGUUGUGAUUCAUCAGCCAUGUCGGGAUACUCCUCCUUCAUAGACAGCUACUACCAGGAAACGUUCGGAGACUACCGCAGUGCAGCCUUCUCCACCGGAGGGAGCUCCAUCUUCCCCAGCUCCGCCCUGUCCAGUCUGCUACCACCUUUCUCCGGAGAGUCCCCUCACUUCCUCCUGAGAGAUUCAUGGGAGCAGUCAGUGGCAGACCCAGUGACCCAGGGAGAGGGCUUGUGUGCAGACAGCCUGAACUCUGUUCCAGUCUCUCUGCCCAGCCCCGACCCUCCUGGGAGCCCCUCACAGUACCGCUGCUCCACCCGCAGCUCCUCCAUGACCUCGGCACAGCCCUAUGCCCUUCACCCUCUGGAAGAAGUACACUAUCACACUUCUUACCCUGCUGUCUCCACUUUCACAUGUCCUUCCUAUAUGACUGUCUCCAACGACCUAGCCUCCAAGAUGGCCCCUCUAGCUAAUGAGGACUCUGACAGUACCCUCGCCACACAUAGUGACACUCACACGUGGGUGAAAGAAGAUGUCGGAAGCUCUUGGUCACCAUAUGAGAUUCGGAGGACUUAUUGAGUCACUUUGGAAACAUCCUGUCCUUCACAGAAAACCAAAACAAUGCUGAUGCAAGCGACUCAGCUCCUUUUGAUCCAAAUAUUUGACUUUGUAGACUUUGCUUAUCACUUUAUAGAAGUACAAAGUGAAACUUGUACUUAUUUGACCCUCCUAAGUCCCCUGGUGACAUACAGUAAUAGCCGGGCGCACACUGGUUUUAUCAAUGUUAUUUACACGGCAUUUCAAUGAAAUUACCUUGAGCUAACAUGGAAUAGACAUUGAAUUGACAUUUAUGAUUCAGUGGUUAGACCUAAAAUGACUUUGCCUGUGUUCAAAUGUUUGAAAUAGAUGUGUGUCUAUACCGUCAUUAUAUUAGAAAAACAUCAUUUUUAUUUAUAUACUGCCAUAUAUACGACAAUUACGAUGAACAUGUGACAACGAUCUUUAUUUUUGCUAAAGGUUGUUUUACUUUAACGUUCUUUUUUUUAAUAUCAUCUUGUUGUCUGAAUUAAUAACAAAAUCAGAGUUUGUCAAACUGUAUCUGCUUCAUGUUAGCCUUUACUCAACGACGCUUUGGUAAUGAAUAUGUGCGUUUUUUAAAAUCUUUCGUAUCUUUUAGGAUUUUGUUGCAAAACAUUCGUUAGUAGUAAUAGGCAGAGGUGACAACUAAAUGAAAAGACCGAGGUAAAGACAGUUUCAAGUUCGAUAUUCGACGGAUAUUCGCGCUUUCAAACCACUUGAGCCACAGACUCCAAAUACGUGUCAUGAUGUUGGAAAAAUUGCGCACAACAUUGCACAGGUCUUAUUUUCACGAUCUAGACAUUAAUUUGCUUUCCAAAGCUAAUAAACACGUGGAAAUGUGAACAGCGUCUUGUAUUCCUAGUUGAAUUAGUUAGGGAGCGUGAACAAAGUACAAACUUUUUUUACAUUCAAAUUUCAAUAGCUCCUUGGUCAUGUGACAUACUUAU